CCGGACAUGCCCGGCGGCCGCUCUGCGGGGCGCCCGGACUCCUCCCGCCGCCUCACCUGCGCGCCCGGCCGGGUCUGAGCCGGGGCGAACCGCGGCGCAGCCAUGUCGCUGCCCAGAGAUCCCAAAGGAUCCUUGGAAAAGCGCAAAGUUGGAACGAAGAAGAAAAGGCCACCCAUUUUAAGAAUGCCAUCGGUCAACAAACAGUCAUCCGUCCCUCCAACACCUCCAAGGAACUUGGAUUCCAGGACUUUUAUUACCAUUGGAGAAAAGAAUUUUGAAGUUGAGGCUGACGACUUGGUGAGCAUCUCAGAACUGGGGAGAGGUGCUUACGGCGUGGUGGAGAAAGUGCAUCAUGCGAAGAGUGACACAAUCAUGGCUGUGAAGAGGAUCCGAGCCACUGUGAAUACUCAGGAGCAGAAGAGACUAGUGAUGGAUCUAGAUGUCUCCAUGAGGACAGUUGACUGCUUUUACACGGUCACUUUUUAUGGAGCCCUUUUCAGAGAGGGCGAUGUAUGGAUCUGCAUGGAGUUGAUGGACACGUCUCUGGAUAAAUUUUAUAAGAAGGUUCUGGAGAAGAAGAAGACCAUCCCUGAAGAUAUACUGGGAAAAAUAGCCGUGUCUAUUGUGCGGGCAUUGGAGCAUCUCCACAGCAAGCUGUCGGUGAUUCACAGAGAUGUGAAGCCAUCCAAUGUCCUGAUCAACAAACAGGGGCAUGUGAAAAUGUGUGAUUUUGGAAUCAGUGGUUAUUUGGUGGAUUCAGUGGCUAAAACCCUGGAUGCCGGCUGCAAACCUUACAUGGCUCCAGAAAGAAUAAACCCGGAGCUAAACCAGAAGGGGUACAAUGUGAAAUCAGACGUGUGGAGUCUUGGGAUCACUUUGAUCGAGAUGGCCAUUCUCCGUUUCCCCUACGACUCUUGGGGGACCCCCUUCCAGCAGCUUAAGCAGGUAGUGGAAGAACCGUCCCCUCAGCUCCCGGCCGACCGUUUCUCCAAAGACUUUGUCGACUUCACCGCCCAGUGUCUGAGGAAGAACCCUGCUGAACGAAUGAGCUACUUAGAGCUGAUGGCUCACCCCUUCUUCACUCUUCACGACACCAAAGAGACUGAGAUGGCUUCCUUCGUCACAGAAAUCCUCGGGGAAGACUCUUAAACUCCCCAGACCUCGCCAUCACGCCGAAUCAACUGGAGUGGCAUCGUCCUGGUUUCUCCCAGCGGGAAGAACCGAGGCAGUCGGAAACUUCUUAGCAUUAACGGCGGUUUGCACGAAAUAGAACAGAUGUCUUUGUCCGCAGCCUCCCUUGGCCCAGUCCAGCCUCUCACGAUACUUCUUCUCCAUGUCUUCGAGAGAGAGGCCACGGUGGCGGUGUGGCCUCACCCUGCCUGAAGAAAUCUAGCUUCAGAACGCCGUCUUGGGCGGCCUGGCUGAGGCCUGCCCUUGAAAUUCUCCACUGCCCUUUCAGCUGCUGCCGAGGUGAAUUUUAGCGUGUUCCCUGCAAUGGACCCACCCCAGAAAUGCAGCUGUGGACAUUCAGGAAUUUUCUAGACUGCAUGCAAAACUGCAACACCCGCCCCCCGCCCUUUUAAAGAUGCCGCUGCUAAGAAGAGGCUUGUGUUGGUUUGUGUGCCUUGCAAUGUCCAAACUCUCUUUAUGUAGAAAAUCAAGGCUGGAAAGAGGGUUAGAAUAGGAUCUUUCUGUAAGUAUGUGUUCUGUUUUCUGCAAUUCUUCCUUUCUUUUUUUCCUUUUUACCCUAAAGAAACAAUUUCCCUUUUCCUCCUUCCCCCCCAAAAAACCCAAAAACCCUCCUGGAAAGAUUUUACAUCCCAAUUUUGUGGCCUACGUUCCUGGAUUGUGAAGCGCCCACCCACCCCAGUUUUGUCACCUCUUCCGAUGUUUACUUCGAAGAAUUCACAGAGGAAGACACUCCUCGUUUGGGUAAAAACAGCCAGAGGGCCAUCUGUCUUCUCAAUCUACGGAGGGAGCGUCUUUUCACCGGCUCCUGGAUCGCAUGGCUGAAAUACAGAAGCCGAGCGGUGCUUUUCAACAUACAAAUUGUUUUGAUGUGCAUUUCACCUUUCAAGUAGGCAUCCUGAGCCACUAAAACGAAACCCAAAGGUUCAGCUAUUGUGGGGCCUCUCUCUCCAUAGCCACCACCUUCAGAGGUUGAAAAUGUCAGUAAAAACCAGAUGGCCCCCCGUGCGGUGUCAAGAGAUGGAGUUAGGUGGAUCGCUUCCCCCACGUCCAAAUUGGGAAGCGGGGUUGAUCCUAUGGGCUAAUUCCCUUUUUCUCUUGAUCCACGUCAUCUUUCCUAGAUGGUUGGAAGCAGGAAGUCCAUACACAGCCAGGAGAAGUUAGACGUUGGAGUGGAUCGUCUGCCUUCCCUUGAGAACUUCAGUCUCCCCCAUCACUCCUUAGCUCCGAAAUGGGUCCACCAGGAUCUCACCUCCCUUCCAACACAGCGCACUGCCCCUCCACAAAACUUACUUACACCCACUCAGAUCUUUGCACACAUUUACCUUUUAGUGCCAAUCCUACAGUUUUGCCUACUGCCCAAACUCAACGUCUAAUGAAUUGGCCAUGGCGCCAUUCGCCAAAUCAAGCACUCACGUUGAGGUUCGUGAGAUUUGCCCCAAGGCAUCCAUCAUGGUUAGGAACGACGGGCUGGGUUCACACACGGACACCACAAUUUGGCUUGUUGCGAUGUGCAGUUAGCCACGGCUAGAACCGAGGUGGCUGUGUUAUGGCUUUGCCUGCCUGCCUGAGAACAUCUGGAUUGAAGUUGAGGCUGUCUGCCGGUGAGGGAUGUGCUUUCUGCACUGAGCCCAUUGCUGGCUGAUCAUCUGUAUCCUACUUUUGCAGGAAAAAAUGCAUAGGAACAUGGGUGUGAAUGAUUUCUAAACGGGGAACAAAUGAAAUGUUUUUCUUUACCACACCUCCAGAGAACUGAACAACGUGGAGAAUUCUUCCCUUUUUAUAGACUUGCUUCUGUGAAACCUUUCUCUACCCCCCACCCACCCACCCAAAAGGAAAUAUUACCAGUGGCUUGUAUUCACAUUUCUUGUUUUCCUGUGGAUUCCCUCCCUUCAUACUGCUAUGCCAAAGAAGUAAAUUAUCUUUCAACAUGUGUGUGUAUAUAUAUACAUAUAUAUAUAUAUAUAUCAUAUAAAUGAUGAAUAGAUGCAGAAUAAGCUUGGAGAAAGCACCAGCACAUGAAAUUUCCAGGAGAAUGUUAAAACACACACAAAAGGGAAAACCCAUUUUAAGGACACAGGAAGUGGUGGCAUGUCAGGAUUGUACGAGGUGCUAAAAAAACAGAUCCACCUGUUUGUUUAAUCUGUCCAGUCUGAAGAAAUAUCAUUAGCACCCUCAAGCUGUGGCUUGAUCUUCACCAAUGGCCACCUCCACUGGAAGGUGAUUGAGUUGCUAGUCCCUGUUGAUCCACUAAAACGUCUCAGCCUUGGCGAUGUUACAGAUGGGGCUCAACACAGCCUCCCGCAAGGUGCUUUUUAAAAGAGACCUGCCGUUCUCAUCGGUAGCUUUGAAAGACCCAUCCAAGUACUAACCAGACCCAAGCAAACUUUGUUUUCAGGAUCAGCUGUGGGUCACCUUUGCCACCAGUAAGCAGUUUGGAAAGGCAAUGCUAAUCACAUUGCUCUCUAGAAACUUAUUCUGACGCAAGGCCCCUUGUAAAGAUGCUCUCAUAAUAGGUCUUAGGUUGCUGGUCAAACCUCUGUCCAUAAUUUGGCCUGAACCUCGUUCAAAACAGGGUUGAGGGCCACCAGGGCCUGUCUCAUCCCUUCCAGAUGUUUGGCUCCCCAUCUGAGUGAUGCCACCAAAUUGCAACAUCAUUAAUGACACAGGGAGACUAUUCUGUUAACUCUCCCUAUGCAGUUUAACGUUUCACGUUGGGUUUUGUCUCGAUCCUGCCUGAUUUGGGGGGGGGGCGGUUCCCAGGCUGGAUCAGAGGGACCUGAUGUGGCCCCGAGGCUACAGGAGAUUGACCACCUCUGCAUCACCAUUAUUCGGACCGACCUCUGUCACACCUUGUGGCGGCAGCGGCUUCUGGAAAUGAAAUCUCCCUCAACUAUGUUGUCUGUUUUGCUAUUUUGUACCCUCUGCACUUUAUGGAGGCAAAUCUACAGCACUUCUCCUGCGAUGUCCUUCGAGCGUAACGGGAUGGGCUUCAGGUUGCUGUUGCUGGGCAUCUCUAAUGUUACUUUUUCUUACUGGUUUUGGAAUAGCGGGAGGGUGCUUGGCUAUCACUCCCCGGGCUUCUCCAGUUUCUUUUCGUGCUUCAGUGUUUGUUUUUUCAAAUGCAUGCUUUUUGGAUUUUACAGGGUUUUUUUUUUCCUCACCCCCACCUGCUUCUCUUCUACACCCUGCAAAUAAAAACCUGGUUUGGCUUGGAACCCAGCAAAUGAAAUGACCACAGGCUGCUUGUGGAGCACGAGCUAGGUCUCCACAGUGCAAAAAGUGACCGUCUGCUUUCCAGGCUGAUCUGAGCUCGAAGAAAGCUUGAUAGCAUGUUAUUCCCCCCUCUGUUUUUUUUUCCCUUUCCACCUCUCCCCCCCCCCCCCCCACCCAAAAGGAGUUUCCAGUGGAAAUGGAAGACUAUUUAUAUUUAGAUAAGGACACUGGGUGCUUUUAUGAUUUGGAAGACUCUCUCUAAUAACUAACUUGGUUGUUGGUUUUCAAUAAAAGAAGCCCCCAAUCUA
Molecule: messenger RNA, 4712 nt
Organism: Candoia aspera
Lineage: Eukaryota; Metazoa; Chordata; Lepidosauria; Squamata; Candoiidae
Gene: MAP2K3
Product: mitogen-activated protein kinase kinase 3
Exons: 13
Coding region: 103-1149 (348 amino acids)
Biological process (GO): MAPK cascade; protein phosphorylation
Molecular function (GO): ATP binding; MAP kinase kinase activity
Source: RefSeq, a predicted model, not a curated record